AUGCAGGUUCCAGGUGCCCCAUUGCCUUCUGGAGUUGUGCCUCGUGAAAAAAAGAAGAAGGGGGUUGAUGAUGUUGUGGACUGGCUUAGGAAGAAUGGUGCUCCAGAAGAUGUCCCUGAUGAACCCACCCUUGAAGCCCUAUCAAAUCUGACGGGGGUCCCAAUGCCCAAGAAGGAUACACCCAAAGACAAGAAAAAGUUUAUGGAGGAUAGUGUAGACUGGCUUCGAAAGAACAAACCAGAUACAUCCAAGCUGGAUGAGCCCACUCUUGAUAGUUUGUUGCAGGUUCCCGGUGCUCCCAUGCCAUCUGGUGUUGUUCCUCGUGAGACAAAGAAGAAAGGUGUUGACGAUGUACUUGAUUGGCUGAGAAAGAAUGGUGGUCCAGAGGAAGAGCUGGAUGAACCCACUCUUGAAGCCCUAUCAAAUCUGACUGGUGUCCCAAUGCCCAAGAAUGACACACCAAAGGAUAAGAAGAAGUUCAUGGAUGAUGCUGUUGACUGGUUGAGAAAGAACCAACCUGAUACGGCGAAGCUAGAUGAACCCACUCUGGACAGCUUGAUGCAGGUACCUGGUGCUCCCAUGCCAUCAGGUAUUGUCCCUCGUGAGAAGAAGAAAGAGGGUGUUGAGGAUGUUGUUGAUUGGUUUAGGAAGAAUGGUCCACCAAAGGAUGAGAUUGAUGAACCUACUUUGGAGGCCCUAGCAACUAUGACUGGAUUCCCACUUCCUAAGAAACUGGCUCCUGAUUCCAAGCAAUUGAUGGAUGAUGUGGUUGACUGGUUACGAACCAAUAAACCAGACACUUCCAAGCUUGAUGAGCCAACUCUUGACAGUAUCAUGCAGGUACCAGGUGCCCCUAUGCCUUCUGGAGUUGUGCCUCGUGAAACAAAGAAAGAGGGGGUUGAUGAUGUUGUGGACUGGCUAAGGAAGAAUGGUGCUCCUGACGAUGUCCCUGAUGAACCCACCCUUGAAGCCCUAUCAAAUCUGACGGGUGUCCCAAUGCCCAAGAAGGAUACACCAAAGGACAAGAAGAAGUUUUUGGAGGAUAGUGUAGACUGGCUGCGAAAGAACACACCAGAUACAUCCAAGCUUGAUGAACCUACUCUUGACAGUCUAAUGAACAUACCUGGUGCACCUGUGUUGCCUGGUGUGGUAUCUCGUGAGACAAAGAAGACAGGUGUUGACGAUGUACUCUACUUGAUUGGCUGA
This is a messenger RNA of Seminavis robusta, 1206 nucleotides long. Lineage: Eukaryota; Bacillariophyta; Bacillariophyceae; Naviculales; Naviculaceae. The record is from the annotation of a GenBank genome assembly.